UUUUAAUCACACAUCAAGACACAUGGCGGAUCCAGAGAGCCAGAUGUCGCCGUUCAGGCCGGCCGGUAUAAGGAGCGACGAACCACCGUUUACAUCCACCGGAAAAUUCACCAAACAGAAGCAUCAGGAAAGCAGUAAGCUUCUCGUUUACGUACUCGCCGCCGUCGUCUUCCUUGGCACAGUCUUCCUUAUGAUUGCUUCAGUAUUUCUACGCGUAAAUAAUCCUAAGCUCCGGUUAAGCUCUCCGUCAAUUCAAAAUUUCCAAUACGAUCAGAAUUCGACAUCUCUGAACAUCACGAUGUCGGCGAAGGUGACCGUCGACAACGAAAACUUCGGCCGGUACGUGUUUGAGAACUGCGACGCUGUUGUUUUGUACGGAAACUCUACAAUUGGAGGAGGUGAGAUUUCCGGCGGCCGUGUUGGAGCUAGAGAAACCAAAUCGAUUGAUGUUGCGAUGCAAUUAAGAUGGGAGAAUCUGAAUUUUAGCAACGGCGGUACUGAUACUAACGAACUGAUCGAGAUUAGAAGCUACGCGAAGAUGACAGGUAGAGUUCACGUUAUGACGAUUGUCGAUAGGAGGAAAACAAUUGAGAUGAAUUGCACGAUGAAUCUGAACUUAAACAGCCGAUCGAUCAUGCAUUCGUUAUGCAGAUGAGCUCGAUUCACCACGGAUCACGUACGUAGAAGUUCAACUUCCCAAUUUUUUCUUACAUCAUGAUUCAUGAACAUACAUAUUACAUAGACAGAUCAAUCAAGCUGCUUAUACUUGUAGGAUCAAAACUCUUAAGAGUCUCAGGACGAUAUACUUUGAUUCAUAUAACUUUUUGACCAAUUAAGAUACAUGACAUAUUUUUCAAGUUC
Molecule: messenger RNA, 861 nt
Organism: Cynara cardunculus var. scolymus (artichoke)
Lineage: Eukaryota; Viridiplantae; Streptophyta; Magnoliopsida; Asterales; Asteraceae
Exons: 1
Coding region: 23-655 (210 amino acids)
Source: RefSeq, a predicted model, not a curated record